Molecule: messenger RNA, 4531 nt
Organism: Macrobrachium nipponense
Lineage: Eukaryota; Metazoa; Arthropoda; Malacostraca; Decapoda; Palaemonidae
Product: irregular chiasm C-roughest protein-like
Exons: 15
Coding region: 476-3109 (877 amino acids)
Biological process (GO): cell-cell adhesion
Cellular component (GO): plasma membrane; cell-cell junction
Molecular function (GO): cell adhesion molecule binding
Source: RefSeq, a predicted model, not a curated record
CUCUGGCCUUCGUAGUGACAGGUGGUGGUGUCGCUCGGCUCUUCGUCAGUCUUUCCGCACUGGCUUGGCUGCAGUGCGGUACUCGAAGAGAGAGAGAAAGCGUAUACACGAAUCGGACGCGCUGUCUCGAAACUUCACGUCAUUACAGGUGAGCGUCUUUCGACGUUAUUGUCAAUCCACCGCGAACGUCAUUGCGUCAUCGAACCCUCGAUAAUUGUGAAAUAUGAAGCCCGAGAAAUUCGAAAGUGAAGGUUUCCGAAUCUGUUUGAGUUUGGUGUCCUGAAAUGCAGGAAGAGGGGGGAUUUAUCGCUACCUGGGAGAAUGAGGAAAUCCCCUUCAGGCGUUGUAAAUCUCCACUACGAGGAUUAAUCAUUGAUUUAAUAAUCUCCACACAAACAGUUCUCCAAUAACUCUUCUUCUCCACAACCAUAGCCUCCUCUUCUUAUGCUGUUGGAUAAUACAGAAAUUUGAGGCCAUGUUCACAUGGUGGAUCUCCUGGCUAUGGGCUUGGAUAUUCUGGCACUCCCUGCCCCUGGGGACCUCUAAGAGCACGCCGGUGUGGACCAUAGGCAUGACCCAGGAGGAGAUCGUCAACGGGCCCCGCUUCGGCGGUCCAGAGGAACUCGACAUCCAGGAGGAAUACGUCGGGCCUGGAAUGGGCGGGUCGGUGGUCGAGCUGACCGACAUAGAGGGCGGGCAGGUCUUCGCCACUCAGCCGACACCACAGACUGCUGUGGUUGGGUCCACUGUGGUUUUGCCUUGCAGAGUUAUCAAUAAAGUGGGUCACCUCCAGUGGACGAAAGAUGGAUUCGGUCUGGGGACAGAAAGGGGCCUUUUUGGAUUCUCCCGCUACACCAUGAUAGGCUCAGAUGACGAAGGAGACUACAGCCUCAGGAUCCAGCCAGUCCUCAUCGAAGACGACGCCCUCUACCAGUGCCAGGUCUCCGCCGGCCCUGGCGUGCCCUCCAUCAGGUCAAACCUAGCUCGCCUUACCGUCUACGUCCCUCCGGAGCCCCCGAAGGUCAAGCCCCCCGUCCUGCGGACCACGGCUGGCAUGACGGUCACCCUCGAGUGCGAGAGCCGUGGGGGAAGGCCCCCUCCCGAGAUUCAGUGGGUAGACGACGCCCUGAGGGAGAACAUCAAGAAGGGCUCCAUCCUCGCGACGGAGCCCAUGGCGGACGAGAAGAGGGUCACAGUGCGCUCCAGGCUCUCCCUCACACCCCAGAGAUUCCACCACAACUCCACCAUCACCUGCCUCACCUCUAACCAGGCACUCACCUCGCCUCUUACGAGCACGAUCAAGCUCCAGGUGCUCUUCCCUCCCGAAGUCCAGCUGAAUACGGGACCUCACGUCCUCGUCGAGGGAGACGACGCCACCUUCUUCUGCAGCGCCCAAGCCAAUCCCAAGGACGUCACCUACAAAUGGUACCAGAAUAACCAGGAGCUAAGGGACGCAACGUCCAAUACCCUAACGUUGUACAAGAUAUCUCGUACCUUGCAUGAGAGCACGGUAGCAUGUGAGGUGUCCAACACCGUCGGGACUUCGAAGAAGUCCCAGACGGUCCACGUCCAGUACGGACCGGUCUUCAGGUCCCUCCCGAAGGACGUGGCUGCCGAAACGGGUCGAGAGGCCGUGCUCAAGUGUGACGUGGAUUCGAACCCGCCUUCCACCAUAGUCUGGCUUCAAGAUGGAUCCCACAAGAUCAUCGGCUCCGGCGAGGAACACAGAGUCGUCGUGGAUCCUUCGACCGCCGGAGGAUAUCGCUGCGUGGCCAGCGUCCGAGGAUUCCCGGAGCUCCUGGGGCGCCUCAAGGUCCUCGUGAAGGGGCCCCCGACCAUCAUCAGCUCCGGAGACCAGCAGGGGCGCAUGGGAGACACCGUGACCCUGGAGUGCAGGACGGUGUCCAUACCGAGUCCUAUUAAGAUCACUUGGACUUACAAGGGGAAGCAGAUUGAUAUCAGCGAGCCGCGGUACGAGGUGGUGGAGGACGAGCAGGAUGAAGGUUUGAGGAAUAUCUUGGUCAUCCACGACGCUGACACUCGAGACUUCGGAGACUACAACUGUUCCGUCGUGAACGAAUACGGAGUCGCCAGGAAGCUCAUUCGCCUUAAUGAGGAGAAAUUAAUCAGCCUCUCAACGCAGACCGUUGAAGGGAUGAAAGAGAAACCAGGAUUGCCCGCGAGAACCGAGAGGGUACCGGUUCUCCUGAUGAUAGGCGGUGGUGUGGUUGUUGUCUUUCUCCUCGUGAUCGUCGUUUCUCUCGUCAUGUGCAACAAGAGGCGACCUCCUGACAAAGGCACCCCCGUCCCGGAGAAACCACCGGCGUCCUCGCUGGCUCCAAACAACUCCAACCCCGGGAACCUGUACUCGAUGAACGCCCACGAGAAGCACUCGCUCAUCCCCACGCCCACGGCCUCCCACCACAAGGUGUCAGCUGAGACCACACCCACGCCCUCCAGGCGCCAAUUCCACCAGCUGUCCCCGAAUGACGACCACAACUCCCGAUCCGCGAGGACGAUCAACCGCCUCAGUGGAGACUCGGACGAAAACACCUUCCUGCCAGAUCCGGAUCUGGACGGAGGACGCGGCUACGUUCCCUUCGUCGACUACAGCGGGAAGGACUACGCCCCUCUGCCCAACGGCCGCAGGGCGUCCUUCAGCGACUCGGGCCCUUACACGCACCCCAUCCCUGCGUCCUUGCAGAAUCCAGACGUCCCCGACUUCUGCACCAUCAGGAGAGGCACCAGGCGUCGUCCCGAGACGACCUCGACGUCCGACAGCGGAAGGAACCUUUUGGCGCCCGACUACCAGGACUCCCCGCCCUCAUUGAGGCACAACGGCAACGCCCACACGCUCUCGAGGCAUUCCAUCUACUCCAGCAUGCGGAGCGUUCCCUACGGGUCCCCUUCCCCGCCUUCUUACCCGCGGAGCGCGAAGUCCUGCUCGCCGCGGUCUCCGAGGAGCCUCAAUUCGCACCACCACCAUAACAGCAGCGGCGGUUCCGGAGCCAUCCUCAUCCAGGACGAGCAGCAGCAGCAGCAGAGGUCCCCAGAGACCAAGUAUAUCUUCUCGCGCGAUGCCAUAAUGAAGCCCGGGACACUGGUGUGAUAUAUAUGUGACUCUAUAUAUAUAUCUCUAUCUCUCUCUGUCUCUCUCUCUCUCUCAAUCGCUGGCAUGUCUCUGCUUCAGUUUACUGUCUACACCUUCUUCAAGGAGACUGGAGUGAUGUCUUUGCAAUGUCCUUCAAUGUUUUUCCCCUCCCUCCUUCUUUCUCUCGGGUGGUUCUCUCAGAAAACUGCGAUGUAAACACAAUAGUGGGACGUCUUUCGAAAAAUGACGUCGUUCGCUUCCAGACUGAAUCGGGAAGUUAUCACAAUAGAAUAGAAAGCUUUGGAAAAUGUGGCAGUCAGUUGGAGUCAUGCAAUAAACUGAUUUCCAGAAAUCAGGAAAAAUGAAUGAAAACAGCUUAGCAACAGACCAACCAACACAAACUCCAACUAAAGCGUCUAAGCAUUACGUGAUUUAGGAGUUUCCAAGUGUUCCAAGUGUCUGAUAAUCACUUAAAUACAGGUUUAAGUGGGUCGCUUUCCUGCAGGUGGGACUUGUCAUUUUAUUAGUAAAUAUAAAUAGCUUUUUUUUCCAAGGCUGAUAAACUAAGAUAAACCGAACUUCAUAAGAAGCGGAAUUUAUACGUACACAGAGCAAUAAGUGUUGACAAUAUCUUGUUGACCGUUUAGUGUGGGGGACUGAAAGUGAUUUUGCAGUUCUCAAGAAAAAAGAAGCAAUGAAGAAUAGUGAUUAGUGGAGUGAAGGUGAAUCAAACUUCUGAAAUAGAAAGUAGAUAAAUGAAUAUAUGUAGAAGAAAAAAUAAAAACAUGAAAAUAAAAAUAAAUACAAGUGAUGUCGAGGUAAAAACGAGAUUGCUUUUAAAAACUAAUUCAUGUUGAAAAUAGUGAAUUAUAACAGGAGUGAAUUAAAAUUCAUUUUAACUGCUUUCUAAGUAAGAACACAAAGAAAAUGAACUUCCUAAUUAAGAAAACACAAAGAAAAGCACCAAUACACUGGAAGUAAUUGAAACUUGAACUUUAGCAUAAGACAGAUUAUAAAAACUGUGAUUUACUGAAAAUAUACAUACAAAUCUCAAUGAUUCUUGACUGGAAAAAAAAUGAAAAAUAGUGAUUCCUAGGAAAAUAAAUAUAGUGUCACUGGAAUUGAAGAACAUGAAAAAUGACAGUGCAAUGGGAGAAGUGUUGUGUCAAACCAGGUUAAUUAAGAUUGCAUGUGAAAGCUAUUAAAAAAAUCCAUAGAAAUUCUCAUGUGACCCAGAAGUUUAAAUAAUGCAAUAAUAAUAAUAUAUCCCAGUAAUUUUUUUUUUACUCUACUUCAAAAAUUGAUGGCUGUAUCUCAAUAGAAAAAGAAGCUUUAAAUCACUUAGUGUAAAGGAAUCAUCUUGGUUAAGUUGAGUGCAAAUUUAGUGGUUUAUGAAGAAAAACGUUUAUUUCAUAAUAAUAAUAAUAAUAAUAAUAAUAA